CAAUCCACAAAAGAUCCAGUAAGCUUCCGGGCGACCCCAAGGCAAGACAGAUGACAUCAAGCUACAAGAUAUCAAGAUCUCGAUUGUGGUCCUUUCCUGUUGGUAUCUUUGAAGGCACAAUGCCGGUAUAGGUAGAGCACAGAGGAAUCAGUGCAAAGGAGCCAAGGAAUACGAAGAGGAUCUCGCCAAGUAACAUCUGUGGUACCGGCAGCAGCUAUCUACGGUAUCCACAAAAGCCAUUUCAAUUUGUUCUUUGGUUCUUUUUGUUCUUUCUUAGCAUAGCAUCAUCAACCAUGUCGGGAAUGCAAGAGAAAAUGUCGGUCAGCCCCAAGACGGGCAUAGUUCAUAUUCCUUCGGUGAAUAAGAGUGGACCAGGUCAUUCCAAGGGAUCCUUCUUCUACAGAGACAACGACCUCGAUGAUGGCAAAGGCAAGCACAUGCUCAUGGUGGCGGGCAAGGAGAACACGUGGUUUGAGUUUACGCUCAAGCAUGCCUUCUUGACCGGUAGUGCCGACUACAAGUUGCAGAUGCGCUUUCAGACCGAUCACGACAACACGCCGCUCCGCAUGGAAGUGAGACGAGGCAACAAGGACGCUCCUUCGUCGUGUACCAUUGAGAUUCCGUUGCCCAACACCAAAAAUGAGUGGAAGACUUUGGAUCCACCCAUCAAAGUGGGUGUUCCUCUGGGAGGACCUCCCGAUACGUUUCUCCACUUUUCUCAUGCCAAACCACAAGGCAAGGGAAUCUUGAUUCGAGACUUUAACUUGAUCCCACUUUCGGCGGAUGAGUCGGGAGAAUACUCCACAUCCUGGAUCAACAAAUGGAUGGAAGACCUACAGUCCAACGUCAAAAAGAGUAUGGUGCCCCCACUGGAUGCUACCGGAGAAAAGUCCUUUCGACAGCAUGCCAAACGAUCCUUGGAAGCACACAAAAAGGUCGAACAGACCAACGAGGAAGAAGCCAAAAAGAAGUGCCAAGACGAACUCUUUGGCACACACAAGGAAUGCUUGAAGGCUGCCUUGCCACUCUUUGAGGGAGCCAUUGACCCAAAACUGGCUUCUGUCGACUUUUCCAAAGACAACUUGAACAACAACAAGGCUGUCAAGGAACUCUUGCAGUGCAUUAUACUCACGCAUGGGACACCUCCCAAGUUGGCAGGCUACGCGGCCAAGGGCGACACGCAACGCAAACGGUUGCAAGAUUUCAUGAACAAUACCGAACUGAUGCAUCGUGUUCUCGUCCAUGGAGGGCCUCGAGGAGGCAACUAUGGCAGAUUUUUGGAAACCUAUGCGGAAAUUGAAGCCAAACGAAACAAGACCAAGUCGGUCUUUCCCAAGCUCAGCUUGGCUGUGGCGAUGGAGUUUGCCACACCAAUUCAAGCCUUUGAUCGAAAGAACGUGUUUAUCGAUCCCGUUCAACGAUAUCUCCAUUACGAAAAAGCCUACUUGGAUCGCGAGCUCGAGCCAAUGUUUGAAUCCUUUAGCAUUUGGGAGUUGCGAAUGGCCGUCAACAGCGACGCUCCCGAUGAGCAGCUCGCAUGGUGUAGGAGAACGAUACGCAACUACAAUCCAAACAUUGCGCUGAUGGAUGACAUGCAUUGGCGCUAUGCCUGGCUUGUGCGCACUGACUGCACCUACAAUGAGCCUGUUUGGACACGGUCGCCAAGAGACUAUAAACAGAUUGUUAGUGGAGGUGGUAUGUGUGGGCCACGAGCGUGGUUGGGUAGAUUUGCGUGCAAGGCGUUCGGUUGUCCUACCUGGGGUGUUCGCCAGCCUGGGCACGCGGCCGUGACUCGCUGGACGCCUGGUGGUUGGAUGACGGCGCUAGGUGGAGGAUUCAGAGUAUCAUGGUGGGAAGAUCGAGACGGCCUCGACUUUGAAUGCGAAACCAAGAUUCGUGCAGCCAUAGGAGAUGAUGCCUACUUUCAAAAGGUGGCUCUCAUAGAUUGGUUGGCGGCUAUCGUUGGAGAGGGACAAAAUGUCAGCUACAUCACAGAAAAGCUCUGGCCAGGCCUGGCGAUUGUGCAACGACAACGUCUCUCCCAAGUCCAAUCCAAACCGAGAAAGCUUGGCGAGCAGUGCGAAAUCUUGCCUUUGAUUACUGAAGUCAAGCAGAGGAAAGACAAACCCGAGGCCAUUACUGCAGGACCUGGUGGCAGCGUCAUUGUCCCGGCAGCCUGCCGCUCAGCAAAAGAGGGCACCGUCUCAUUUUGGAAGAGCUUCUCUGGCCCGGGUAUGCAAGCUUUCAUGAGCCGUCCGAAUUGGUCCGUGACGUAUAAGCUUUCCAAGGACAAGGUCCCUGAGAAAAAAGCCUACAAGAUGGUUGUUCAGUUCGUCUUUUUGCACGAGAACACGGACGAUCAUCCGCUGAAUAUCGUCAUCACGGACGGAAAUGGUGGAAACAAGCGUGAAUAUGUUAUCCCCUUGACCUACACAUGGGGGGAGUGGGCAGACACCAAGCCCCUUGAGAUCGUCUUGGGCGGAGCCGACGAAACUAUCAAGAUCGAGCGAAACCCUGUGAAAUUUCCGUUCGCUAUGAAGAAAUUCACUCUGACACCUUGUUAGGCUCCAGGUUCCAGUUAUCUGUGGGCUGUCAUCUGUACUAUCAAUGACGUUGUAGAAGCCCAUUGCGCACCGCAACAACCUACUAGUAGCUAGCCAGUCAUUCACAAUGACAUCAUAAAUGGCGUUCUAGAACCCUUUCGUAUCGUUCCU
Seminavis robusta is the source of this 2714-nucleotide messenger RNA. The record is from the annotation of a GenBank genome assembly. NCBI's taxonomy places the organism in Eukaryota, Bacillariophyta, Bacillariophyceae, Naviculales, Naviculaceae.